GCCGGUGCCUUCGUUUCACCCUGCUCGGAAAAAAAAUCCUAAAAGCUUAAUUUCUUUCUUUGUUCUUAUUACUGUCUCACGUGAGACGCCUGAGCUCAACUGAAUUUCUGGCCCCCUCUUCAUCUCCGUGAGCUUCGCUGCCCUUUUUCUUUGCCUUCUCUUGGUGGUUUAAUUUCAUCAGUUUUCCUCCAUUUCCUUCUUUAGCCAUUGUUCCGAUUGCCGUCUCUUGUUGCAUGUGCAUUCCUUCUCUGAACCGUGCCCCCCCAAUUCGUCCGCGAGCUAUACAAAUUUGGAUUCGUUUUGUUCGUUUCCAGCUCACCCUGUAAAUCGUUUCUCAAGUCAUUCAGGCAUACUCACAUCGCACAAACAUAUAUAUACCCCAAGAUUUUGAAUCCAUCAAUUUGCAGACGCCAUAGGCGUACAAGUUAUCCAUUCAAGCGCUCCAAAAAUUUGCCAAGAAGUUUGCCUUAAAUUUGGAUUCAUGAAGUUUGCCAAGAAGUACGAGAAGUACAUGAAGGGGAUGGAUGAGGAGCUCCCGGGCGUGGGGCUGAAGCGGCUCAAGAAAUUGCUCAAGAAAUGCCGCUCUGACCUCCAAUCCCACGAGAACGACGGCUCCUCCGCCGGCCGCUGCCCCGGCCAUUGCUCUGUAUGUGAUGGGAGUUUUUUCCCAUCUCUUCUCAAUGAGAUGUCAGCCGUUAUUGGCUGCUUCAAUGAAAAGGCCAAGAAGCUUCUCGAGUUGCACCUGGCAUCAGGUUUCAAGAAAUAUACAAUGUGGUUCACCAGCAAGGGUCACAAGAGCCAUGGGGCAUUGAUACAGCAAGGCAAAGACUUGGUUACUUAUGCAAUUAUAAAUGCCGUGGCCAUGAGGAAAAUUUUAAAGAAAUAUGACAAGAUACAUUACUCGAAGCAAGGGCAGGAAUUCAAAGCUCAAGCCCAGAGUCUGCAUAUUGAAAUACUUCAAUCCCCAUGGCUCUGUGAGCUGAUGGCUUUCUACAUGAACUUGAGAAGAAGCAAGAAGAACAACGGUGCUAUGGAGCUCUUUGGGGAUUGUUCUCUCGUAUUCGAUGAUGACAAACCAACAAUUUCAUGCAACCUCUUUGACUCUAUGCGUGUCGACAUUAGCUUGACAUGUUCGAUUUGCUUGGAUACCGUGUUUGAUCCAGUUGCUCUUUCCUGUGGUCACAUAUAUUGCUACUUGUGCAGCUGUUCUGCUGCAUCCGUUACGAUCGUUGAUGGGCUGAAGUCUGCCGAGCGCAAAUCAAAGUGCCCACUGUGCCGACAGGCAGGAGUCUUUCCUAAUGCUGUACACUUGGAUGAGCUGAACAUGCUACUAAGCUAUAGUUGUCCAGAGUACUGGGAGAAGAGAAUACAGAUGGAGCGGGUUGAACGUGUUCGUCUGGCUAAGGAACACUGGGAGUCACAGUGCAGGGCAUUCUUGGGCAUGUGAUUCUAAAGUUGGUGGAUUUUUUUUUUCUUUAGAGGGGCUUCAUAUGUGAUGUAUAGUUUCUUGACAAAAUGGAAUUUGCCAUUUGUUGUCACUUAUAUCCUGCUCUGUUGCUCCUCUUUGUGUAAGAAGUUGGAUUUGUCAUCCUAAAUGCAAAAACAGCAGGGGUUGUUCACUACUGUGCACUUAGAUGUAAAUAGGGUAGAUUUGUAGUCAUUGUUCAAGUGCAUAACUGUAAAUUCAUUUAUAUUUGAUCAGUUCAAUCUGGGGGUUUGACUUUGUGGUUAA
Molecule: messenger RNA, 1732 nt
Organism: Oryza sativa Japonica Group (Japanese rice)
Lineage: Eukaryota; Viridiplantae; Streptophyta; Magnoliopsida; Poales; Poaceae
Source: RefSeq, a predicted model, not a curated record